Messenger RNA from Trypanosoma conorhini, 1602 nucleotides. RefSeq lists its product as uncharacterized. The transcript has a single exon. The coding region runs from base 1 to 1602 and encodes 533 amino acids. The record is from RefSeq and is a predicted model, not a curated record. NCBI's taxonomy places the organism in Eukaryota, Euglenozoa, Kinetoplastea, Trypanosomatida, Trypanosomatidae.
AUGGAUCAAACGCCUGUUGGUACCCCGUUUUACGCCGCCUUUGGCGACUUCAAAGGUGGCUACAACCGCAAGGAGGCAGAGGCCGGCAUCCACGAGGCAUUCCGCUCUCGGCAGCGCGAGCGGCAGCAACGCUACGUGAAACAGUUGAUGUUAGGAAGUGGUCUUGGGAGUGCGGCGAAACGAACUGUGCAGGACGGCGUGUACCAACCGCAAACGGUGCUGCUUCUGCCCAACGAGGUGACGUCAACCGCGGCGGCGGUGACGGCUGGGCCAGCCGUACCGGAGGAAAUUGGGGAACGAGGUGGCGCGGGCGAAAAGUUGCUCGGAGGAAUUGUCCCUCCGCCUGACUUGGCGCUCCUGAGCACUUCCCCGUCAAGCGUCAUGAACCAGUUUACAAAGGCUGAGGUGGAGGUGCACAAUUUGGUGGAGAUUCGGCGUCAGUUGGAGGAUAAUCUUAAAGUCGCGGAAGAGUAUAUUGCUCGCGGAUGCGCUCCAUUUACGUUUGAGACGGUGUUGGAGUCUCUCUCGAUGGCGCUUAGUGUGCUGGAAGAGGGUGACGCACAAAUUCAAGUGACGCUUCCCAUGCAAGCAGACGACCCUGAGCCGCUUCACGGGGCAGAGGCUGUCAUGGCGUACGUGCGCGAAUACGUGACUCCACUCACCUUGACGCUAGUGACCACCUUGUACGCAACGGAGUGGAUGCUGCAAUACACCAUGACAUUUAUAAACUCCGUUCUGGUGGAAAAUGAAGAGGAUGCAAAACUCCGAGAAGAACUGCUCGCGCGUUGUGUGCGGUGGUUGGGGAAGAUUGAUCAGUUUGUUGCUUCUGCCUUUGCGCUUGAAUUGAUGUCCGACUCGUAUGAGGCGUUUUUAGACCUACGGAGCUUGUCGGAGCAGAAGAUUGAGGGACUGCUUAACAGCAUUGAACGGGACCUUAGUGCCGUCUUUCUCCUGCCGUUUCCCCAACGACGCAAGGGGCUGCUCGAACGAGACGAGACAAUAAAAAAACGUCUGCAGCGCGUUCUACAGCUCCUUACAGAUGUUGAGACCUCGUGGAUUCCAAGUGUGAAGCUGCAGAAGGAGUGGAAAGACGAUUUUCUUACCCAAAUGUAUAGUCGAAUCCACACCUUUAUUGCCCCUGGCUACUUCUCCGCCUCGUUGGGAUUUAUUGACGAAUCACUCUACACAUUCUUGAAGGGUGAUCGUGCAGCAGCGAAGCGCAGCUCGAUGACCACCCCUCGAGGCGGCAGUGCCCGGCGCAACUCCCCGAAAAAACCCAUGCUGAGUCUGCUGGUUGCGACGCAAGUGGAAAACCGACGUGUGGAGGAAAAACUAAACUUCCGACAGAUUGCAAUGCUGGUGAAGGGGUCGGCGAGUAACGUCGUAGGCCUGCAGUUGUGCAUGGGGACGCGGUUUAUGCUGCGGCAGUGCGAAGCCGAAUACGACGAACGAUGGGGGUUUUCGAUGAAUUACCCACCCGACUCCCACGACGCCGUCCGCGACGCAGUGGAGGCUGUCCCACGCUUCACUGACCUGUUGAGGGGGCACGUGAGGGCACGGACGGAGUAUCAAAUGGAGAUGCUGCGGCAUUUUGUGGUGUAA